AGCACUUCCUGGUGUUUGCACUCUGCCACCCAAGGAGCACUGAGCACAGGAGAAAGAGGCAGGUUCCUAAAACAUUAUUUGGCAUUCAGAGGACUCAGAAGAAAAACAGUUUGAAGAACAAUUUCUCCGGAGCUGUGCUAGAAAAUAAAGGGAGAAAAUCUACUCUCCUAACAAAUGUCUACAGCAGACUACCAAGUUCCACCACCCAGCUAUGACUCCAUCUCACCACCAACUUACCUGCCAGACUCCACCAAUUCUGCAGUUCUUAACAUACCAGUAAAAGGUAUACCUCCGGGAUUGGAAUGUCUUACUCAGGUAAACCAGCUUCUGGUGCAAGAAAAAUUUGUAACAUCACAGGGACUGGGACGUGCCUUCAACAUACUGAAUGGCUCAGGACAGCAGAUCUUUCAGGCAUGUGAACAAGUGCGGUGCUGCCGCCCUAUGCAAGACUUGGCCAUUCAAGACCUUAGUGGGAGAAAUGUGAUGGGGUUGACUCAAUACUGCAAAUGUUCCUGCACAGAACAAAUGAUGGAAGUUAAUGCUUCCCCUGGAAACUGUAUAGGGUAUAUCGGCUGGAUGUGGAACACAUUUGCCACACACAUGUUAGUGAAGAAUAUCAAUCAGGAGGUCGUCCUGCAUGUUCUUGGUCCAGGAAUGCAGACCAGUAUCUUUGGGAAUGUCAGCUUUGAGAUUAAAUCCAGAGAUGAGCAGCACGUUGUUGGAAUGAUCAGAAAUGAAAAUGAAACAUUCAUAGUCUCAUUCCCACUGGACCUGGAUGUGACAAUAAAAGCAUUGUUACUGGCCACAUGCUACUAUCUGAACUCUGCUAUUCACCAAAAGAGGAGGGAAACAACAAACAGAUUUAGUAGUGACUGAGAAUCAGCUGUGAGCAUGACACCAGGAGCUUACACUUACCGUCUGAUGUAUGAACAGUAAAUCACUGCCUCAGUUCUUCUGAACAAGCCUGUAGACCAUUUUCAGUUUUGUAAAUACAGUACUAACUAUAAUUAUAUUAUAUAUAUAUUGCAUUAUUUUAUAUAAGCAGAAUAAUAAAGAGAGGCCAGAGGUUUUUUUUUU
Bombina bombina (fire-bellied toad) is the source of this 1077-nucleotide messenger RNA. Its product is annotated as phospholipid scramblase 3. The transcript is spliced from 8 exons. Gene Ontology annotation, cellular component: plasma membrane. Gene Ontology annotation, molecular function: phospholipid scramblase activity. Gene Ontology annotation, biological process: plasma membrane phospholipid scrambling. NCBI's taxonomy places the organism in Eukaryota, Metazoa, Chordata, Amphibia, Anura, Bombinatoridae. The record is from RefSeq and is a predicted model, not a curated record. Bases 175 to 876 code for a protein of 233 amino acids.